Colletotrichum siamense is the source of this 1548-nucleotide messenger RNA. RefSeq names its product putative transporter. Gene Ontology annotation, biological process: dipeptide transport; transmembrane transport; allantoate transport. Gene Ontology annotation, cellular component: plasma membrane. Lineage: Eukaryota; Fungi; Ascomycota; Sordariomycetes; Glomerellales; Glomerellaceae. Gene Ontology annotation, molecular function: dipeptide transmembrane transporter activity; allantoate transmembrane transporter activity. Bases 1 to 1548 code for a protein of 515 amino acids. The transcript is spliced from 13 exons. The record is from RefSeq and is a predicted model, not a curated record.
AUGACAGACGCUCCUAUCAAGCCACAGGGUGGCGUAGGCGAUAUCGACCGGGGAGUCCUACCCUCGUCUGAUCUUAAACUUCAGGAGUUAGACGCAGAGCACCAAGAGAACGCUGUCGGAUAUAGAGAGUACCUUGAAGCCAUAGACUUGGAGGUCUCGGAUAAAGAGCUGCGAAGACUUCGAUGGAAGCUUGAUCUCACCAUCCUACCCAUGUUUCUUGUGACCCAAGCUUUGCAGUUCAUGGACAAGACGUCCUUGAACUAUGCCAACCUCUUUGGGUACCAAGCAGCACUCAAUCUUCAGGGCCAACAGUUCAACUACCUCUCAGCGAUGGUAUAUGCCGGGUAUUUCUUCGGCCAGUAUCCUUGCGGCUGGCUGAUUGGUAGAUAUCCUGCUCAAAGAGUCAUGGCCAUCAGCAUCUUCUUCUGGGGUCUGAUGGUGAUUCUCAUGACCCAAACUCGAACUUAUUCUAGUGCCUUAGGCGUCCGAUUCAUAAUGGGAAUAUUUGAAGCCGCCGUUACACCUGGCUUGACACUCAUGACGGGGUUCUGGUAUACGCGUAAAGAGAUACCCCUUCGACAGUGCAUAUGGUACUCGUCUCUUGGCUGGGGCGGUAUCAUCGGAUCUUACAUCUCUAUGGGCGUGUCCAAGCUCCCCGCUGACCUGAAACCAGAGCGCUGGGAGCUCAUUUUCUUCAUGCUGGGCGGAGUGACGUGCGUCUGGUCGCUGGUGAUCUGGUUUUUCUUACCAGACUCGCCCUCAAACGCGUUCUUCCUGAACCACCGCGAAAGACUUGUUGCAGUCAAAAGGGUCUCUGAGAACGAGACUGGCAUCAAGAACAAAGCGUUCGACAAGAAACAGGCCCUCUUGGGAUCUUUCGACCCGAAGACUCUGCUGCUGUUCACGUCCGUUUUUGCAGCCGCGAUUCCCAACGGGGUUGUCAACUCCUUUUCCACUGUUAUCAUCCGUGACAUGGGGUUCAGCACAACACAGACCACGCAGCUCAAGUCGGUUGGAGAUGCGGUUCAGAUCGUCGCUCUCCUCAUUGGGGGCAGUGUCAUCCUGAAUGUGAAGGAUUCGCGUCUGAUUACAGCUUCGGUAGCCAAUCUGCUUUGCACAAUCUCGGCUGCUUGUAUGGCAUAUCUACCUGAGUCGAAUACCUGGGGCCGGCUUGUGUCAUUCUGGCUGGUCAACUCACAGUCAGUCGGCUUCACGGUGUCUCUGACCACCAUCUCCUCCAACAUGGCCGGAUACACCCAUCGUUCUCUCGCGAGCGCCAUGGUUUUCACGGCGUACUGCUGGGGAAACUUUGCUGGACCAUUCGUAGUCAAGCAAUCGGAGGCGCCGCACUUUCGAGGAGCUACGAUUGGGCUCCUGGUCGGCUACGCUAUCAAGUUGAUCUGCCACCUGACUCUGCUCAUCUAUAUGUACCUGGUGAAUCGCCAUCGUGACAAGAGGUACGGCGAGCCCAAUAGGGAGAGCAGCAAGGAAGCCGGAAUGAGGGACCAGACUGAGUUCGAGAACAAGGACUUUAGAUAUGUGCUUUGA